Molecule: messenger RNA, 1407 nt
Organism: Glycine soja
Lineage: Eukaryota; Viridiplantae; Streptophyta; Magnoliopsida; Fabales; Fabaceae
Product: (+)-neomenthol dehydrogenase-like
Exons: 6
Coding region: 257-1156 (299 amino acids)
Cellular component (GO): membrane
Molecular function (GO): oxidoreductase activity, acting on the CH-OH group of donors, NAD or NADP as acceptor
Source: RefSeq, a predicted model, not a curated record
AAAAUUGAGUUCAACAAGGUCAUAUCAUAUGAUCAUCAUAACGUUCUGUUCCCUUAAGUUGAAAAUUGCUGUGCAAAAUGAAUCUAUAAUACUGGCUAUUCAGAAGGGGCAAAAAUCAGAAAUCAAAAGAGGGGACAUUCUGUGAGAGCAUCCAAUAGCAUCGAGUAAUUCAUUUGAAAACAACAACAUUUGUCUUAUUAAAAGUAUGGCAACCACAACAGGUUUGCAAUAGCUGACUUGAAAGUUGACACUGAAGAUGGGAGAAACUACAGAAAGGUAUGCAGUUGUGACAGGUGCAAAUAAAGGAAUUGGAUUAGAGAUAGUUAGACAAUUAGCUUCAGCUGGAAUCAAGGUGGUGCUCACUGCAAGAAAUGAAGAGAGGGGUAUCCAAGCACUGCAAACACUCAAGGACUCAGGUCUAUCUCACCUUGUACUGUUUCAUCAAGUUGAUGUGGCUGAUGCAACAAGUGUAGCUUCUCUGGCAGAUUUUAUCAAAUCUAAAUUUGGAAAACUUGAUAUUCUGGUUAACAAUGCAGGGAUUGGUGGAGCUGUAAUUAAAGACACAGAUUCAUUCACUUCACUUCUCUUGAAGCGUGGGGCAGCACCAGAAGAAGAUGUGACAAAGGCAAUCACUCAAUCAUAUGAGUUGGCUGAAGAAUGCUUGCAAAUAAAUUACUAUGGUGCUAAAACAACUGUAGAAUCCCUUCUGCCCCUCCUCCAGUUAUCUGAUUCACCGAGAAUUGUGAAUGUAUCAUCAACUAUGGGGCAGUUAGAGAGUUUGCCAAAAGGAUCAUGGGCUAGAGAAGUCUUCAGUGAUGCCAAUAUCAUCACUGAAGAGAAAGUGGAUGAAAUAUUGAAGAAGUUUUUGAGAGAUUUCCAAGAAGGCUCAUUAGAAAGUAAUGGGUGGCCAAGACAUCUGGGUGCUUAUAUUGUCUCUAAAGCUGCUAUGAAUGCGUAUACUAGAAUCCUUGCUAAGAAAUACCCUUCAUUCUGCAUCAAUAGUGUUUGCCCUGGUUAUGUCAAGACAGAUAUAACUGCCAACACUGGCCUCUUAACAGUUGAAGAAGGUGCAGCUAGUCCUGUGAGGCUAGCAUUGCUUCCCAAUGGUAGUCCAUCUGGCCUUUUCUAUUACCGGAGCGAUGUGGCUUCCUUUUGAUUAGGAAUGCAAUUUCAUGGUUUGAGGGCAAUAUGCAUUGCUUUUACUUCUCAAUUUAUUGAGCCUAUUUCAAGAACAUUAUAGUAUGUUGUAUUUGGAUCACAUCAUUAUCAUGGUUUCAGUUUCUGAUUCUGCACAACACACCAUGUUUAUUGAGCAUUUGUCAAGCACAUUAUAUUAUAUCAUGCUGUAUUUGCAAUUUUACAUCAUAUCAUUGUCAUGUUGCAAAUUUAUUUUAUAAUUAUACAUUA